GGAAAUGUUUCCUGGAAUUCUUAUUUAUUUCAGAUGAGUUAAUAAAACAAUACUGAGAACUGUCACUAUGUUAAAACUGGAAAGACUCCAAUUCCCCGGGAUUAAAGGAUGGAUUGGAGAAGUUUUUAUCAUUUUAUAUAUUCUCCGGAACUGCGGAGCAGGGAUUGGAAUUUCCAGUAACUGCUCCAGGUCACUGGGAAUGCAGGACGGACGAAUACUAGAUUCUCAGCUCAGCUCCUCAAGCUCAUACGAGCCUAACCUGACCGGAGCAAGCAACGCGCGUCUUCACACAGAGCGCGGCGGUGGUGCUUGGUGUCCUAGAACCCUGAUAGAUAACUCUAAAGAAGAACAGGAGUAUCUUGAAAUAGAUCUAGGAGACGAUUACCUUAUCAGUGGAAUUGUAACUCAGGGUAGAUUUGCGAAUGGUCUAGGCCAGGAGUUUGCUGAGUACUAUACCCUGGAGUACUGGAGGAGUCCGAACCCGUCCUUCACAACCUACACGGAGGAGAACGGUGUGAGCGUGAUCGAGGGGAAUAAAAACACCUUCCAGCCUGUACAAUACAACCUUUCAAAGGUUAUUGUUGCGUCUAAACUAAGAAUAGUUCCGUUUAGUCUGAACCCAAGAACUGUCUGUUUACGGGUAGAACUCAAGGGUUGUCCUUAUCCAGGAAACUUCUUUUCUUUGCUGAAGGAUGAAGCUAGGGAUGUAAAUGAGAACGGAUAUUAUCUAGCUGAGAGUGCGGGGGAGGAUGAGGAUUGGAACGAAUCUACUUACCUCGCUAUUGCGAUAGGAAUCCUCUGCAGUGUUGUAUUUGCUUCAGCUGCUGCCAUUGUUCUAGUAGUUUAUAGGAAUAAUUUACACAAGAAAACAUCAAGUUUAUCAAAAUACAAUUUCUUCUCUGAAGAGAGUGAUUCAAGUUUAAAGAACCAAACCCUUCAAGAUUCUAUGAGUACAGUGGAUCCGUCCUUAAACGGUUCAUCAUAUAAUCCAAACUAUUCCUUCCAGGACGCAUUCAUCAGACAUUCUAGUUUACCAAACUCAGGGAGAAUACAACACUCAGGAAAAGUAGAAAUUAGAACCCUGAGCAGGGUCCCGGAACCAGGACAAGGUUGGGGUGCUUUAGGUACAGAUUUAGGAAGAUUCUCUACUCCAUCACGGGAACCUUACCCUGCGGGACGGAAAGAAAAGAAUCAGUAUUACAGGCGGGACAUUCUAGCUCUGCCCAGGAGUAAUAUCAGGGGGGAAGGAGGAGGAGGAGUCACUAAUGCUAGAUCAGGGUCUCCUGUUCUCAUCAGUCUUAAAUCCAGUUCAUCCGGACAAUCAAUUCGGAGACAAACCUCUCCAGUCAGAAUCAAUCAAAGAGCAAAUUCUCCAAAUCAUUCAUGCUCCGGGCAUAUUUCAUUCCAGCCAGUCAAGAACCAACCUACGCACAGUAUUACAAAUUCCAAUCUGCGUUCUUGUACUCCAGGUCCAUCCAACUACAGACGUUGUUCUCCUGCUCAGGAGAGAAAACCUCUUCCACCGAGAAACAAGAAACCUUCUCCUGUGUUCUCAGAUGUGAUUCGUAAUAUGCCGGAGAGAGAAAUCCUUCCUAAUAGCUCGGAGAGAAAUAACCUCCGUAAUAACUCCGAGAGAGAUAAUUUCCGAAAUAGCUCCGAGAGAAGUGACCUCCAUAAUAUCUCCGAAAAAUAUAAUCUUCAUAAUUACUCUGAUAGAGGAAGGAUGCGCAAUACUCCUGCCAGUGAUAUUAAUCGCCCUAUCCAGAAGAGUGAAGUGCUCUGUACGAUCCCUAAUAGCGAUGUGCUCCUUGCUACCCAUGAGAGAGGACGGAGAAGAAGUUUCUCCAGUAGCAGUGCUGGAUCCUGCAGUCUUAGAUUAUAAUCAAGUAUAUUAUCAUUAUUUUUUUAUUAUAAUCAAUAUUUAUAUGCAUAUCUUUCUAUUUAUUCUGACAGAUUUAAAAAACA
Messenger RNA from Eurytemora carolleeae, 1965 nucleotides. RefSeq lists its product as uncharacterized. NCBI's taxonomy places the organism in Eukaryota, Metazoa, Arthropoda, Copepoda, Calanoida, Temoridae. The transcript has 8 exons. The record is from RefSeq and is a predicted model, not a curated record. The coding region runs from base 68 to 1882 and encodes 604 amino acids.